Molecule: messenger RNA, 1423 nt
Organism: Bicyclus anynana (squinting bush brown)
Lineage: Eukaryota; Metazoa; Arthropoda; Insecta; Lepidoptera; Nymphalidae
Product: clavesin-1
Exons: 7
Coding region: 448-1365 (305 amino acids)
Cellular component (GO): membrane
Molecular function (GO): phosphatidylinositol bisphosphate binding
Source: RefSeq, a predicted model, not a curated record
AUAUCUUACCGCACGUACGAGUAUUUUCCGUAUAAAUAUAAUUGUUCUACCUUGGCAUAAUUUAUAUCAAAUUAGGUAACUAGGAUAUUAGGUUCGGGUCGUCAUUAAAUGGUUUUUAUACCAACAAUUAUGUCUGUGGAUAUUAUAUGUAUAUAAGAGAUUAUAUAGUACUGUAUAUGUUAAACUAAUGAAAUAAUAGUGCGUUAAAUUGUAUAAAUAUAGUGGUUUUUUAGUCUGUUUUUAUAUUUUUGCUGUAAUAUAUGAAAAGUAAAGUUAAUUAAGAAGUUUCUUUAGUGAUUAUAAUUUUAUUUUUUUAAAUUUAAUUGGCAAUUUCAACUUUUUUUGUGGAUAGUUGGUAUAAUUAUUUUUUCAAAAACUUGUACCUAAGUGCAAAGUUAAUUAUUUUUCUUCAGGUGAUUAUAGUUUUAUUGGUCAUAAAAGUUCAAAAUGUUGCAAGUAGGUGUAGUACAACCUUUUGCUGUUGAGAAAGAGUUCGUCAAAAACCCGAAAAUAUUGCGCGAAGACAUUCAAAAGUUGAGGGAAUGGUUGAAGACUCAGCCACAUCUGCCCGGAGACUAUUUAACAGAUUUAGACCUUAUCAUCGCUUUCCACAGCUGUGCUAACAGUGCUGAGGUCACCAAGCAAGUGUUGGACUUACAUUACACGCUCCGUACUCUAUUUACUGGGUUUUUUAAAGAACGAGCUCUUGAUCAGCGGUUUACCAACAGUGUAAACACUGUCUUACUCGCUCCUCUUCCCAAAGCCACAGUGAAAGGUUAUCGAGCACUAUACUGCAGUCUGAUAGAGUCCGACGCUCGGCUAUUCAACUUCUGUGACAUCAUUCGAAACGUUAUGAUGGUGAUAGACCUGUGGCAGUAUGCUGAAGGGACUUGGCCAGGUUUCGUCAUAGUAAUUGAUAUGACCCUAACGUCACUGGCGCACCUCGCUAAAUUGGAUAUAAUGACAGUUCGACAAACAUUAUAUUUUCUUCAGGAGUGCAUGUUGGUGAGACUGAAAGAGGUGCACUUCAUAAACGCUCCAUCAUUCAUGGACAAACUAAUGAUGUUACUAAAGCCGUUUAUGAAGAAGGCUCUUCUAGACAUCAUUCAUAUACACGAGGCAGAAUCUCCAGUCUUGUAUAAUUACAUUCCGAAAGAAGCUUUCCCCAAGGAGUUAGGAGGGGAUUAUAAAACUAAGAAAGAACUUAAAGAUGAAAUUCAGCAAUGGGUUGAAGAUAACAAACAGUUUUACAAGGAAGAAAACAGGCGGCGAGUCAACGAGUCCUUAAGACCGAACGGUCAGAAAGCUACCAUUGAAGAAAUAUUCGGUAUCCAGGGCAGCUUUAAGAAAUUAGAUAUAGAUUAAGUGCCUAUGUUUCUAUUUACAAAUAAACUAACAAUAAAGUUCAUUUUGUUUAUUUAAA